AUGAAUUCGAUUGUGACUCUUAACGUUGGUGGUGUACACUAUGUUACUACAAAAGACACACUUUUGAAACAUAAAGGUUUCUUCUCAGGUCUCUUCAGUGAUAAUUUUUCAAUUACUCUUGACUGUAACAAUAACACUUUCGUUGAUCGAAAUGGAGAGUUAUUUAAAUAUGUACUUGAAUUUUUAAGAAACAAUGCUUUACCAAAAAGAUCUCUUUCCAAUAAAGCAUUGCUCGAGGAGUUAUUGCAAGAAGCUGAAUUUUAUUGUAUUGAAGAUCUUAUCACUGAAAUAAAUUCUAUAUUAAAUACCGUACAAAAUAAUGAACAAGGUGAUGUUAAGAUAAGAAUUGGUGAACUCGGAGAUUACUUGAAAAAAGGUUUUCAUGUAAUUGGAAAAGGAAUGGAACUCAUCCGUUAUCAUAUAUGUCCUCAUAGACAUGAUCCUCCACGAAUUGGGAUUAAUGAAUAUUUUGAUUCUGAGUGCAGGCAUUCUCAUGUUAAAUUAGUAGAGGACUGUGUACCCUUUUUGGUAGUGUCAACCAGUUUACCUGUAGGUCCCAUAUUUGAUUUAUCUUCGGGGAUAAAAAUGGAAGAACAAAAAGUCAUUUCUUGUCUUUGA
Molecule: messenger RNA, 618 nt
Organism: Cetraspora pellucida
Lineage: Eukaryota; Fungi; Glomeromycota; Glomeromycetes; Diversisporales; Gigasporaceae
Source: the annotation of a GenBank genome assembly